AUGGAUGACACAUUUUCAGUACAAACUAUUGGAACCGGGAAGGAAACGAGGACCGAACAUGAAGUAUUCAAGGAAAGCCACUUGAAAGAACUGAGCCCGCGCGCGCGGAGAGCUGGGGGCAGGUCCCGGACCUGCGCGCUCCCGGGGGCGGGGCUGCGGCCAGGGGCGCCCGCUCCUCCCCCUGCAGACCUCGGGGCGGGCGGCGCCGAACCCCCAGUGCUGCACGUGGGGCGCCUGCCCGAGGCGGCGGCAGCGGGCGGCGGCGCUUCUGCGCGUGAGCCGGGCCCCUCCACUCCCCUGCCCCUCUCGGCCACCCUCCCCGGGCGCGCGGCCACCAUGGCGUCCAGCGAGGAGGACGGCAGCAACGGCGGCUCCUCGGAGGCCGGCGAGGAGAGGGAGGCCACCGGCAAGAGGCGGCGCCUGGGCUUGCUGGCCACCGCCUGGCUCACCUUCUACAACAUCGCCAUGACCGCGGGGUGGUUGGUUUUAGCUAUUGCCAUGGUACGCUUUUAUAUGGAAAAAGGAACACACAAAGGUGUAUAUAAACAUAUUCAGAAGACGCUUAAAUUUUUCCAGACAUUUGCCUUGCUUGAGAUAGUCCACUGUUUAAUUGGAAUUGUACCUACGUCUGUGCUUGUGACUGGGGUCCAAGUGAGUUCCAGAAUCUUUAUGGUGUGGCUCAUUACUCACAGUAUAAAACCAAUCCAGAAUGAAGAGAGUGUGGUGCUUUUUCUGGUCGCGUGGACUGUGACAGAGAUCACUCGCUAUUCCUUCUACACAUUCAGUCUUCUCGACCACUUGCCAUACUUCAUUAAAUGGGCCAGAUAUAACUUUUUUAUCAUCUUAUAUCCUGUCGGAGUUGCUGGUGAACUUCUCACAAUAUAUGCUGCCUUACCAUAUGUGAAGAAAACAGGAAUGUUUUCAGUACGACUUCCUAACAAAUACAACGUCUCUUUUGACUACUACUAUUUUCUUCUUCUAACCAUGGCCUCAUAUAUACCAUUGUUUCCACAACUCUAUUUUCACAUGUUACGUCAAAGAAGAAAGGUGCUUCAUGGAGAGGUGAUUGUAGAAAAGGAUGAUUAGAUGAUCUCUACAAACAAGGUGCUUUUUCCAGAAUAACCAGGAUUACUUGAGUCCAAGUUUUAAUAACAAGAAUAAACAACUUUAUGAAAUAU
This is a messenger RNA of Talpa occidentalis (Iberian mole), 1178 nucleotides long. RefSeq names its product 3-hydroxyacyl-CoA dehydratase 1 (gene HACD1). Gene Ontology annotation, cellular component: endoplasmic reticulum membrane. Gene Ontology annotation, biological process: sphingolipid biosynthetic process; very long-chain fatty acid biosynthetic process; fatty acid elongation. Gene Ontology annotation, molecular function: 3-hydroxyacyl-CoA dehydratase activity. The record is from RefSeq and is a predicted model, not a curated record. Lineage: Eukaryota; Metazoa; Chordata; Mammalia; Eulipotyphla; Talpidae.